CAAAAGACCCCCCACAAACCUCAGAUCUGAAACAUUUACAUAAACAAAGACACAUUUAUGAAAUGAUAAAACCCUAACCGCCCAAAUCAGACAAAACUCAGUUUUCCUGUUCAAUCACCAUGAAAAUCCGUACACUAAAGCUACGAGAAGCCCACAAAUCCAACGGCGGCCACGGCCCUUCGUUCUGCUCGAUCCUGUGGGAUCACCAGACAAGGCACCUGGUGACGGCGUCAUCCUCAGACCCGACUAUCUGUAUUCACGACCCUCUCCUCCUUUCAAAUGGUCCUAGGAUCCUCCGCCACCACCGUGACGGAGUCACAGCCCUAUCCCUUAGCCCUAACUCCACCUGCCUCGCCUCUGGCUCUAUUGAUCAUUCCGUUAAGCUCUACAAGUUUCCCGGUGGAGAGUUUGAGAGUAAUAUUACCAGAUUCACACUGCCAAUACGAGUCCUUGCAUUCAAUAAGUCAGGGAGCAUGCUAGCAGCUGCUGGUGAUGACGAAGGCAUUAAACUUAUUAAUACGAUUGAUGGCUCAAUUGCUAGGGUACUGAAAGGACAUAAGGAACCCGUCACUGGCUUGGCUUUUGAUCCUAAUGGUGAGUACUUGGCGUCAGUUGAUUCAACUGGAACUGUUAUUUUCUGGGAACUACAGUCUGGCACGGUGUUACAUACCCUCAAAGCCGUUGCUCCUCACACUGGUUCGGACACUUCCGUUAUGAAUGUAGUUAGCUGGAGCCCUGACGGGGAGACCUUGGCUGUCCCUGGUUUGAGAAAUGAUGUGGUUAUGUAUGAUAGAGACACGGCUGAAAAACUGUUUUCACUUAGAGGUGAUCAUGUGCAACCUAUAUGUUUCUUGUCUUGGUCACCAAAUGGUAGAUACAUGGCUACUUCUGGUUUAGAUAAACAGAUUCUUAUAUGGGAUGUUGACAAGAAGCAAGAUAUUGACAGACAGAAGUUUGAUGAUAGAAUAUCUUGUAUGGCAUGGAAGCCAAUUGGUAAUGCAUUGGCUGUUAUUGAUGUUACGGGAAAGUAUGGUCUGUGGGAAUCAGUUGUUCCUUCUUCGAUGAAAUCUCCUACAGAUGAUAUUCCCAAUUUGCAAUCAAGGAACAAUAAUGGACUCCUUUUGUUUGAAGAAGAGGAGGACGAUGAGCCUAGUAUAUCUGGGAGUUUAAGUGAUCUUGGUGAAUCGGAGCCACCAAGCAGGAAGAGAUUACGGAAGCACUCUGAAUUUGAUGAAGAAGGAGCACGUGAACACAUUAAUGAUGAGCUGAACUUAUUUCCAAAAAUUGAACCCAGAAAAAAAGUGCAUCGUGUUGGCAAGGAUAACAUGGAUAAGGGAAAUGAGGGGCUAAGAAGCACAGCAACAUCUACUAAGUCAAAAUUGCAGGAGGCUUUUCAGCCUGGAGCAACUCCUGCGCAACCUGGGAAGAGGCGCUUUUUGUGCUACAAUAUGCUUGGAACUAUAACUACAAUGGAACAUGAUGGAUACUCCCAUAUAGAGAUUGAUUUCCAUGAUACUGGCAGAGGUCCACGAGUUCCUUCAAUGACUGACUACUUUGGUUUCACGAUAGCAUCUCUAAAUGAGAAUGGAAGUGUUUUUGCAAAUCCUUGCAAGGGUGAGAAAAACAUGAGUACACUUAUGUAUCGCCCAUUCAGUAGCUGGGCCAACAACAGUGAGUGGUCUAUGCGAUUUGAAGGGGAGGAAGUGAAGGUUGUGGCACUUGGCACUGCAUGGGUUGCUGCAGUUACAAGCCUUAAUUUUCUGCGUAUCUACACAGAAGGUGGUUUGCAGAGGCAUAUUCUCUCCCUUGAUGGGCCAGUUGUGACAGCAUCAGGCUCCAAAAACCAACUUGCGGUCGUAACUCAUGUUUCUGAUUGUCUUCCCUCAAAUGAUCAGAUGCUAGAGUUCAGAGUAUUUGACAUACCCAAAGGGACUCAACCAUUUAGAGGCCGUCUUCCUUUAAGUCCUGGUUCACAUCUUACCUGGCUUGGAUUUAGUGAAGAAGGCCAAUUAAGUUCAUAUGAUUCUAAGGGUGUCUUGAGGGUCUUCACAGGUCAAUAUGGCGGCGGUUGGCUUCCACUCUUCAGUGCCGCUAAAGAGAAGAAGUCUAAUGAAAGCUAUUGGAUGGUUGGACUGAAUGCAAACAAAUUCUUUUCCAUUGUUUGCAAGAGUCCUGACUUAUUUCCACAGGUGAUGCCCAAACCAGUCCUUGCUCUCCUGAAUCUAUCAUUUCCUCUGGCUUCCUCUGAUCUUGGAGCAGAUGCCCUUGAAAAUGAGUUUAUCCUCAACAACAUGCAUCUCUCUCAGAUUCAGAAAAGAAUGGAAGAAAUGACAGGUGCUGGUUUGGACACCGUUGCAAUUGAUGAUGAGGCUUUCAAUAUGGAGGCUGCUCAGGACAGAUGCAUCCUGAGACUGAUUGCGUCAUGCUGCAAUGGUGACAAGCUUGUGAGAGCGACAGAACUUGUUAAGCUUUUAUCACUGGAAAAAUCAGUGAAAGGAGCAAUAAAGCUCGUUACUGCCCUGAAGCUACCAAAUCUUGCUGAACGUUUCAACAGCAUAUUGGAGGAAAGAUUACUGAAUGAGUCUAAAGAAACUCUGAAUCACACCCUAGCGAACUCCAAGGGCAAUGUGCCAAUUGCAGCAAACAUUACAGUCUGCAAGACCUCGGUUUCAUCAGAAAAAAGUGAAAUAUUGGCACCUGUUAUUCCAUCAUCGUCACCAAAACUAUCAGCCCCUCUGUUUAUCAAGAAAGUGAACAAACAUGAAAAGGAAAAAGCUGAUCAGAACCAAACUGCAAGUGAAGAAACUGAUGGCAAUGCAGAGAAUACAGAAAAGGUAAAGAAUGCUGGAAAUGCGAAUAACAUAGGACAGAUGAAGAUUGCUGGAGAAGGGUUAAAAUCACAAUCUCAACGACCCUCUAAUCCAUUUUCAAGAUCAUCAAGCAGGCAGGAAACAGCAAAGAAUGGAGACAUAAAUCAGGUAAAAUGCCAGCGUCCUUCUAAUCCAUUUAAAAAGUCAUCAAACUGACUCUUCUGGGUCCAUUGAGAACAAGAUUUGAAAUGGAUGUGAAGAGAUCAAUAAUAAAAACUGACUGCUAAUAUGGCUCUGAUGAGUGUCUUUCUCAAGGCCUGGAGAGGAUCAAAAAAUAACUUUUGUACAGUAUUCGGGUGGCAGGAGAAUGCGUAACAUAGGUUCUGUUUUAUGUAUUCAAGUAUAUAGAAAGUUCAUUUCUGCCUUUUUUUGACUGCAGAGUUCUUAUUAAGUUAUUAUGAACAUAUGCUUGUAAGUAUAUGAGAGAUCAAACAUUUAGAAGUUCAAUAUUUUUCUUUUCUA
This is a messenger RNA of Ricinus communis (castor bean), 3332 nucleotides long. RefSeq names its product protein ENHANCER OF LHP1 1. Bases 120 to 3026 code for a protein of 968 amino acids. NCBI's taxonomy places the organism in Eukaryota, Viridiplantae, Streptophyta, Magnoliopsida, Malpighiales, Euphorbiaceae. Gene Ontology annotation, cellular component: nuclear replication fork. Gene Ontology annotation, molecular function: chromatin binding; protein binding. The transcript has 12 exons. The record is from RefSeq and is a predicted model, not a curated record. Gene Ontology annotation, biological process: DNA-templated DNA replication; DNA repair; mitotic cell cycle.